This is a messenger RNA of Pelobates cultripes (western spadefoot toad), 961 nucleotides long. The record is from the annotation of a GenBank genome assembly. Lineage: Eukaryota; Metazoa; Chordata; Amphibia; Anura; Pelobatidae.
AUGGCAAAUUUUGAAAAACUGACUUCAGCCCUUGACAAAUUGUCUAAUCCCAAAGAAAAUGUGGACACAAGAGGACCGGCUCAAAUGUUGCUGUCUGCCGUAUGUGAUUUUUCUUUUUUGUGUUACCUUUCUUUCUGGUGUGAAGUUCUAGAAGAAGUUAAUAUCACACAGAAAUAUUUGCAAACAGUCGGACUCACUCUUGAAAAGUGCAUUGUGAAACUACAAGGUUUGAAAGCGUUUCUAGCAGAUCAGCACAGUGAAAUUGUGGAAAAGGCCAUUGGUUAUUCAACUACUACGUGUAAAGAAAUGGACAUUUCAAUGGAAAGAAGAGGGAGAGUAAAGCUUCGUAAAACAUUGCCAGGAGAGAAGGCAAAUGACGCUGGUCUCACAUUGCCAGAGGAAAUGAAAAGGGCUAUGUUUGAGUGCCUUGAUCAUUUUCAUCACGAGUUGGAAAUUCGUUCCCAGGCAAUUAAAAAAAAUCCUUUCAAUGUUUACUGUUAUUCAGCCAAACUCUCUGGUUAUGGCAACAGAGAAAGAUAUUCGUAAUUAUACCCCAAAAAUGACUGAGAUUUUUGACGAAUUCUCUAAUGAAGACAUCUUUAGUGAAAUUGAACGUCUGCGGAGGCAUUUGGAAGCUGCCAAGAUCAGUGCUGAAGAAGCAAAGAAAUGGACGGCAUUACAGUUCCUGGUGUUCAUUGUUAAAUGGGAUUAUUGUGAAUCUCUGCCAAAUUUGUCACUGUGUUUAAGAUUCUUUUUGACUCUGUGUGUGUCCAUUGCUUCAUGUGAAAGAAGUUUUUCCAAAUUAAAAUUGAUAAAAAAUUUAUUUCGCUUAACCAUGAGUGAGACAAGGUUGACAAAUCUGGCUAUACUUUCAAUUGAGCAUGAAUAUGCAAGGAAGAUUGGCUUUGAUGAAGUAAUCGAUAAAUUUGCAGAAAUGAAGGCUCGAAGGCAGCGGAUGUGA